UCGUUUCACGUUUUUCUCGUUCAGCGUUUGCUUUGCUUUGCCUUUGCUUUCAGUGUUUAGCGAAGAGAGAAGUCGUUAUCAGUUUUGAACUGAAGAGAGAGAAAAAGUGCCAAAACUGUGCAAAAACUGUGUUUCCAAUACAGAAGACAAUCUGUUGUCCAGAUGUAAACAUUGUCCACAUUUUCCUAUUGUUUCGUCCGCUUUGGCCAUCGAUUGUCGCAAUCGUUCACUAAUUUAUUCAUUAAACUAUCGUUUCGUUCAAUUGUCUGAACCACUCAUCAGUCGAUAGAGUAAUUAAUACGUGAUUUAAAUCACAGUUUUGUGUUGUUUCUGGCGUUGCGCUCGUGUUUUGAUCAAGUUUUAUGAACUCCUAUUCAGUUAUACUACUUUACAAAUUAUAAUACAUUAUAAAGUUAUGUAUUUGUAAUCCACACCCAAUUGAGUCCCAAAUCGCAAACAAAUUGAUACUUUCGGUGCAAUUAAUUCAAUGUGUGAACUGCUCUACAAUGCUAUCAAUUAAAACCACUGCCAAAAAAACAAAUGUGCGCUAAAUAUGUAUAAUGUUUGUUGAUUUGGAUGUUUGAAUGCAAAAGAGUUGUUUUUUGAGAGCAAAACAACAAAUCACAACAAAUUGAAGUCAUCUCAUAAUUGGGAUACAAAUUGGAUCAAACAAUAUGUCAAUCAAAUCCAUCCAUCAUUUACUUCAUCGCUAUUUAUUGAUAAUUAUAUGCAUUUCCACCGCAUUUGCAUCCAAUGCUAACUUUUUGGAGCGAUAUUCACAGUCUGGUGUCCAAUACUAUCAACAGUUGAUGUUUGAUGUGAACAACUAUCAGCUAAUAGUAGGCGCCCGAGACUAUUUGGUUCGCGUGGGUUUAGACAACUUCGAGUCGUCGCGACCCGAAGCCCAUUACAUACCGGCCGACACCGAGAAGCAGAAGCUAUGCGAACGGAAAGGCAUGAAACGAUGGCAGUGUCACAACUAUAUCACAGUCCUGUUGCCGAUCGCCGCCACCAAACAGGUGCUCGUCUGCGGAACCAACGCUUUUUCGCCCGAAUGCGAAGUCCGACAACUCUUGAGUUUGUCGACCGUUAUUAAGCGCGAGUCCGGCGUUAGUAAGACUGCGUUCAGUCCGCUCUGGAAUACCACCGCUCUGUUGACCCAAUCGGGUGACUACUACUACGCGGGACCGCUUGACUUCAGGGGUAUCGACGCCGCCAUCACUAAACAUCCGAGUAAUCCACUGUCGCCGACCCAGUCGUCCGCUUUGUUGGCCACGAGUGCGCCGAACAAGAAAUCCAUUUUACGGACACUUCAGUCGGACUCGAAGUGGAUUAACGCCGACGCGAACUUCGUCUACAACUUCGAGUACGAGAGUCACAUCUACUUCUUGUUCCGGGAAUCGGCCGUCGAAUACAUCAAUUGUGGCAAAAAGAUCUACUCACGAAUCGGUCGCGUUUGCAAGAAUGACAUCGGAGGACAACUUUACUAUAGGGAGAACUGGACGUCGUUUAUAAAAUCACGGCUCAACUGUUCGAUACCCGGAUUAUUCCCCUUCUAUUUCGAUGAGAUUGAAUCCGUCGAUUGGGUGGACACCGGUGAUGUGCCCACACUUUACGCCACUUUCAAUACUCCUGAGAAUUCAAUCCAUGGCUCAGCCAUCUGUGCCUUUAGUAUCCAUUCCGUGUUGUCUUCAUUUCACGGAUCUUUUAAACAACAGAAGAAUACUGACUCCAAUUGGGAGAGCUCUCAGGCAAAUAAAGACAUCUUCGAGUGCAUGACAUCCAACAAGAAUACAUCGGAAUUACAUCAAAGCCAACGACUGAACAGUCAGUUCCAGUUAAUGGAUUCGGCGGUUAAGUCAGUCAACAGUAGGCCAUAUGUUGUGGAGACCGACAAACGGUUUCAAUUCAUUGCUGUCGAUGUCAUUCAGACUAAACAUCACAGUUCUGUGGAAGUGAUUUUUGUGACCACAACCGAAGGCCUUCUCAUGAAGUAUGUCCGCUGGCCUUUCGCCACCAAAUCGUGUCUUAUUGACCAAAUUCGGGUCAUUUCCAACACAAGCGACGACUCGAUUCUGUCGAUGAAGCUCUUGAGAGACACCCAAUCGCUAUAUUUGGGUACAAAACGAGAAAUUAUUCGCAUCUCUGUUGAGCGCUGCCACACAUUCCCCGAUCGCUCGCAAUGUCUUUUAAGUGGCGAUCCGUACUGUGGAUGGGAUCAGUUGAAGAUGGCGUGCACUACAGCGCCCGGACGUAACCCCAAAGCCGAGGAAUGGAUUCAAUCGGAUUCCACGCAAUGUUACGAAUCAAAAGCCAAUCAAUGGAGCGAUUGGUUUGAAUGCAAUCAAAUGAAUAAAAGUUUGGGCGACCUAUGCUUGUGUCGGAUGCGGUCGUGCUCUCAGUCCACUUAUUCCAGCAAUUAUUGUAUGAAUGGUCGAGAAAUACAGAUCACUAAUUGCACUCAAAACGGCGGAUGGACUGAUUGGUCGCAGUGGUCUACCUGUAGCGCCACGUGUGGAUCAGCUAAUAAAUAUCGAUACCGAAAGUGUGCCUCUCCUGCGCCGGCCUUUGGGGGACGCAAUUGUCGAGGACUUGAACGAGAGUCGAUUCCUUGCGUGAGUCAACCGCCCUGUGCUAACUCGACCUCAAUUCAAGAGCCAAUCAAACCGGCGAACCAAUGGUCAAACUGGUCUGAAUGGGAGAUCUGUUCGGCCAAAUGCGGCGGUGGAGUGCAGUUAAGGCGGCGAAGGUGUGAGUCGACCAGCAAAGCCUGCAUCGGAUGCGAUGUCGAGUGGCGUCUAUGCAAUCGACACGAUUGCGGAGACUUUAAACAACAGUCCGAAUGGACGGAUUGGCUCAUCAGGAAUAUUACCGGCGAUGGCGUUAAUGAACAGAGAUUUCGAUUUGGAUGCCGUUCCGAAGGCUUUUCUGCUCACAUUUCGACGCGAACUGAGGAGCGAUUUGUUGCGUCAAAUAACGUGUGGUCCCAGUGUUCGGACGGCGCCUGCAAUGGCUUUCAAUUCAAAUGGACUGGCGUUCACUUUAUUAGUCGGGAAUGUUCUUCGCCUCACUGUCAGGGAUGGUCUCAAUGGUCACAAUGGACUCAAUGCGUUUACGGCAAACAACACCGCUCUCGCGAAUGUCUCGGUGCGGACCGAUGUUUGGGACCAUUCAAAGAGAUGCGUUACUGUAAUCAAAACAACCAAUACUUAGGCAACGAUGACAUCAAUUCAAUCGAUGUUAUCAAUGAGAAGCCGGUCUACAGAAUGUCCACCUCUGCAAAAGAGGACGAUUCCGGCGCUGAGAACUAUAGUCUCCAGAAAGUGCUGUUGUGUUCACUGCUAUCGUUCGGUUGCGGAGCGAUUAUCAGCGGAUUAUUUAUAUAUUUAUUGUUAACUAAAAACGAAAGAAUCCGUGAUAUGAGACAUAAGAGGCUCAGUUUGAGGCUAUUUUCGCAGCUGAAGACCACGUCCAACGCCUACGAGUCUCCCCACGAAUACAAGUCAAACCAAUCGGUGUUAUCGCCGCUCAAUAGUAUUAGUCCUGUAAGAGAGGCCACAAUCAAAAGGAGUUCAACAAUAAGAGCACAAUUGCAUUCCGACCAAAACUUUUGAUACCCCCUAAUGACUGUCAUAUAGUGUUACUUAACUAAUAAUUCGUGCCGUUAUUUAAGACAUUUAAUGGACUCUAAAGACAUUUGAUCUCAACUCAAAACCUAAACCAAACGCAUACUUAUCUCUAAUGACAGCUAUUUAUUUGACUGUUGAGAGCAUGAACUCCAAGUCCAUACAAAGAGAAGCCAACUAUUCGUUUACUCAUUAAGUCCUAUAAUUAAAGACAUAUGUGUUGUUUGUGUGGUGUUGAGGACGACAAUGAAUGAGACGAUUGUUUGCUUAAUAUCUCAGAACAAAGAACUUAAGACAAAAAGUACAUAAUUUAGACGAACAAAAGAGCUCAAAAACUUGUCAUUAAAUAUAUUAAACAUAUUCAAAGUCUCUGUAAAUAUCAUAUUUUGUGCCAU
Molecule: messenger RNA, 4021 nt
Organism: Medioppia subpectinata
Lineage: Eukaryota; Metazoa; Arthropoda; Arachnida; Sarcoptiformes; Oppiidae
Source: the annotation of a GenBank genome assembly